CGCAAACGCAUCCGUAUCCGCAUUCUGGCCUGACCACAGGCAUUGAACAACGCGCCAAUAAAACUUUGGAUUACGCAGUGAUUAAUAAUAAUAUACUUCUUACUGCAACAGCAACUGCCGCUGUAAUUGCAAUUGCAAAACGAAGAUUAAUACUGCAUGGAUCUGCAGCUGGAGGAUUCAAUCCUUUUGGCUUUUCUCGGCUACUUGGCUCUGGAAUUAUAUUGCCUGGUGCGUUUGUUUUUCAUUACAUUCGACAUAUUUGGUUUUCUGCUGGCCACCAUCAACACUUGGCUACAUAGCAAGUAAAAAUUGCAACAGUAAAAAUAAAACGAGCAACAACAACAACAACAGCACUUCAUCGAGUCUGUACUGGCUGAAUAUAAUUAAUAUGGCGGGCAGUGCUCAGAGAACCGGCUGGGCACACCGUAUGAGAAGCUAUCAAUGCAAGCAAGCGGACAUCAAUAAACUAAUCAUGGAAUACUUGUUAAGAGAGGGCUAUAAGGAAACGGCGCGAAGAUUUGAUGCUCAGGCCAAGAAGGAAUCCGGCGCUCAGAUGGACAGUCUGGAAUACCGGAACUCGGUGCGAGCUGGUCAGCUUCAAUAUGCCAUGGACAUGGCCAAAAAGCUUUAUCGAAGAUUUGAAUGCGACAACUAUAUGUACUUUCACAUGCAGCAGAUGCAUCUGAUCGAACUAAUCCGCCAACGCAAUCUGGAGAAAGCUGUUAGCUCUACUGAUACAGAAUCCACACAGUCGAUGGCACCCAGCGAGCAAAUUGAGACCUCCUCCGCCGCAGACCUCUGUCAGCAAAGCAACAGCCAGCUUGACUCAACCAUAAUGAAGCAUGAGCAGGCCACAAGUAUGGAACCCAAACUUGUUUUCCUUAUCAAGUUAAUACUAUGGGCCCAAAGCAAGCUGGAUAAUGAUAAUAGUUUUGUGGAUAACGUCAGUUUCGAUGUCGAUGGCGACUUUGAGUUGGAAGAGCUGAUGCAUGCAUUGCAGCACAGCUUUUAAACCAUCGAUCACUAUGCCUAAAAGGCGAAAAAGGUGUCUACUGCAACUAUACAAAUCUAUAUUUACAUAUACAAAUGCGAUAUUUUUUUUUAGAUGUGCUUAAAUAUAAAUGUUUGAAUUUCUUGAUGUGCAAUAAGAA
Drosophila innubila is the source of this 1151-nucleotide messenger RNA. Its product is annotated as glucose-induced degradation protein 8 homolog. Gene Ontology annotation, biological process: proteasome-mediated ubiquitin-dependent protein catabolic process. Gene Ontology annotation, molecular function: protein binding. Bases 389 to 1012 code for a protein of 207 amino acids. Gene Ontology annotation, cellular component: nucleus; cytoplasm. The transcript is spliced from 3 exons. NCBI's taxonomy places the organism in Eukaryota, Metazoa, Arthropoda, Insecta, Diptera, Drosophilidae. The record is from RefSeq and is a predicted model, not a curated record.